GACUCACGCUCCAUCUCUCAGUAAAAAGGGGGUCUCUCUCUCUCUCUCUCUCUCUCUCUCUCUCUCUCUCUCUCUCUCUCUCUCUCAGCUGACGCGGCGCGGAGGGGGGAGAGCAGACACUGACAAAGGUAAGGAUGUUGUUGUUUUUCUAACUUAUCUUCUGAAUCAUUAUUAAUAUUAUUAUUAUGAUUAUUAUAAAUGAUAUUUCCGCAGUGAGGCUCUGUAGUCAGCAGCCCCGUCCUCUUGUUUCUCCGACACAUUGACUCUUUUCCGGAUUCUCUCAUAAAUCCUCCUCAGUCUGUGCGGAAGCGCGUUGUUUUCCAGCCUCUGUGUUUUAUCGACCCCGAGUCUUUGACCCCCACCUCAAUACAGCACAUUAAUAAAUACAUGUUUCUAACCGAGAGCCCCCCAUGGGGAGAGGAACAGCCCGUUCCUGCGGCUCUGCUCCCCGUCAAAGGCUGCAUUGUCCCCGGGUUGGUGUUCGCUGCUGCAGCUCCUCUUCAUGGAGGGAUGAUACCGGCAGCAGAGAGUCUACAGUGGACCUAAGAGUCUACAGACUGUUCAACUGUCAGGUUUCAGUCUGUAAGAAAAUAACAGGAAGAUAAAAUAUUUUACAGCUUUAAUGUGACCUGUAACCUGAACAACACGAUUAAAAACAAACUGAAACCUUUAAGGGGAAAAUAAAAACUAGAAAAGUUAAAAUAACCUGGUUUCAUAAAUCUUCACAUCCUUAAACCAAAACUUUGUCUCAGCAGCUUUAACUUUUAUUUCAGCACUCAGUCUUUUUGGGUCGGAGUCUGUCAGCGUGGAACUUUUGAUGUGGAAAUAUUUGCCCACUCUUCUGUGUAAAUCUGUCAGAUUACUGUGAGGACGUCUCCUGAGCUCAGCCCUCUUCAGAUCACCCCCCCACUAAUGUUCGAUGGGGUUCAGGUCUGGACUCUGGGGGGGCCGUUCCAAAGUCUCAGUCUUAUUCUUCUGUUGGUUUAGACGUGUGUUUUGGGUCAUUGUCGUGCUGAAAGAUGAAGAUGAAGCUCCUCUUCAUCUUCAUCUUUCUAGCAGAAGGUCGAAGGUUUUGUUCCAACACUGACUGGUAUCUGGAACUGUUCAUGAUUCCCUCCACCCUGACUAAGAAAAACAGCCCAGAGCAUGAUGCUGCCACCACCAUGCUUCACUGUAGGUGUGGUCUUCUUCUGGUGAUGUUAGUUUUGAGCCAAAUAUAACUUUGGAAAUGAUGUCCAAGAAGUUGACCUUUGGUUCCAUCAGACCAUGACACAUGUUCCCACGUGUGUUUGGGAGGUUUCAGACGUCUGUUUGCUAAAUUAAUCCGGACUCUGAUGUUGUUCUUUGUAAGAUAAGGUUUCUGUCUUUGCCACCCUACCCCAUAGCCCAGACAUAUGAAGACAGCAGGAGAUCAUUGUCUCAUGUUCUUCACAGCCAGGACUCUCCAGAAACUCCUGCAGCUCCUUCAGUGUCGCUGUCGGCCUCUCGGUCGCCUCCCUGACCAGUUUUCUUCUCGUCUUUUUUUGGACGUCCUGUUCUUGGUCACCGUUGUUCCAUAUUUUCUCCACCUGAUGAUGACGGUCUUCACUGUGGUCCAUGGUUUAUUUGAUUCCUCUGAAGUUCUUCUGUAGCCUCACCUGACUGAGAUCUGUGAAUACUGAGAUCCUCUGGUUCUUUGGAAGCUCUCUGUGGACCACGGCUUGAGCUGAAGAUGUUUCUACAGAAACGUGAGGAAACGCUCCGAGAACAGCUGAACUGUAACGUUGAUCAGAGACUCUUUAACUGGUGACAGGUGUGUUUGAAUGUGAUUGGUUAAAUCUGUUUUUCAAUUGUUGUUCAGGUCAAAGGUCAAAGGUCAAAGGUCACAUUAAAGGAGGAAGAAGUUGUGAAAUUAUUUAUCUUGAUUUAAUUUUCUUGCAUCACUAAAACCUGAGGGUUGAACAGAAGUGUGUCGACCGUUUACUUCCUGUUUACUUCCUGUUUACAUAAGUGAGCAGGAAAAGCUUGACUCUGAUUGGCUGUUGUGACGCACACUUCCUCUAUGUUUGAUCGAGUAAAUAAGCUCUCAGCUGAUCACCGUGAUUAAACUAAAAUUUAUCACGAUCAUUCACUACGAUGAUAUAAUCGCCCAGUCCUCCUCUCAUCUCUGUAAGUGAAGCACUGAAACGAAAUCGUAAUAAUAAAAACCCAAACUGAGGAAACUGAGAUGGAAAUACAGAAAGAAAUUAUUAUACGGAUUAUUUGUACCGUUUUAUGGUUCUGACUGUGUGUCUUAGUAAAAUUAAGGCGUUGCAAUAAAAUGAAUCUGAAUGAGUAUUAACUUUAAAUUUUGAGUCUUUGGUUCCGUCUGUUGCUGCAGGUUCUUGUUUCCUGAGACAUGCAGCUGCUUCAGUCAGAGAAGAAGCUCCAUCACUAACAUGUACUGUUGUUUAUUCUACUGUUACUGACACGGCUAACAGUGUAGUGAGGCUAACAGCAGGUGGCUAACUCUAACGUUAGCUUACACGGUGCUUCAGCGUUAACUGGGCGUGACCGAGGAUUUUCCACGUCUGUGGUCUUCUCUGAACUUCAGAACGAGGAGAUAAUAUGACGACUGCUGCUGUGGGAGAAACGUGGAAGAUUUCAGAGUUUGACUGUAAAUCAGCUCAGAGAGAUGAAGUGGAAUUAAAGCUGAACUGUCGUUUCCACACAGCGCUGACAUUAUAUUUGUCUUCUUCUUCUGGCCGUGUUUUUCCAGCUCUGCAGAAAGGCGUCUGCUGUGAGCACACUGACCGUCAGUGUGUGUCUGCACAUGCAGAGGUGUGUAAAAUAUUUCGACUGGCGCUCGCUCAAAGCGGGCUAACAUAGAGGCUUUGAUAAGUUCAGAGGAGCUCAGUGUGCAGAUGCUGUACCAUAAUCCAUAAGAAGCCAACGAGAGGAGGAGACAGCAGGAUACUUGUGCAGAGUCAAAGUGAGAGCUGUAUGCCGUUCUGAGCGCAGUGGCGUGCAGAUAUUUGACAACCACCUGUGAUUUUAUUGCUCGCAGUGGGAGUCGGGUCGACUGAGAGGGGCCUCGACAGAGUCAGAGACUCGGCUCCUUUUCUGGAGUUUUCAGCUUUUUCUUGUAACUGAGUGAGAAUAAACUUUCUAAUAAAAACAUCUUUUCUUCACGUGUUUCUUCACUGGAUCAGAAAACGUGAUUCAACAACUCUCAGUGUCGCUCCACAUCCCUGUUUUCAUCCUGUAGCAUCAGACAGACUGAACAUGUGGACGACAAGAAUACAUGAUUUUUUUGUCUUUAGGUACUUUUACACUUUGAGAAGAAGUCGGUCAGUUGUCUGUAUUUAUUCAUUGUGUGUAUUCUUGUCAAUGAAAAUCUUUUAGUCACAUUUUUAUGGUGAAUGUUGAAGUUUUUUCAUGAAGUUUCUUUUCGUCUGAUUUUACGUCCGUCUUGAGUCCAGCUUCCAAACCCGGAGCUUCUUCACUGAUGUUGUUGUUGUAGCUGCUCUGUGGUGUCUCUGAAUAAACUCUGUGAGCCGACAUGAACAGGCUGCUGGGUGAACCGUGAUGAAGCUGUCUUAAUCUGAUCAAUAAAUAUAUUGUAAAUCAUCUCAAUCAACCGUGACAGCCCAUUGGCUGAUUUUCUUGAGGAGUGUUGGUCUAAUCCAAUGAAAUCCCUUCAGUCAGCCCCUCCCCCUGCUGGUGGUCAAAUGUUUGAGCUGACAGGAGGAGUGAGCGUAGGUCUGGGCGAUUUGGCGAAAAGAAUGAUCACGAUAUAUUUUGUCGUAUCGUCCGAUCUCGAUUAUUAUCACGAUUUUUUUCAACUGCCUGUUUUAAAGCAUCUGUAAUAAAAACUAAAGAAACUAGAGAUUAGUUCAAGAUUUUAUUAACAUACAAAAUAAAUAACAAAGAAUAAGAUAAACUUAAACUCAACAGAAGAACAAACGUAGAUAAAUACUGAAUAAAACAGUGAACUAGUUUACAGUCCGGAGGGUUUCUGCUGGGAUCCAAGACACAAAAUCUCCCCUCAGAGAUCAUGAAGACGCCCUCAAAGGUAAACGUAGAUGAUAGGAUUGAUUACUUUGGUCUGGUGACUGCACCGCUAGUUGAGGCUAAACUGCUAAUGCUACUCGUACCGUCAGCAGUGACAGACUGUACAGACUCCGCCCACAUUUUCAUGAUUUCCUCAUAAUCACUCAGGAAGAACUUCCUUAAAUAAUCAAACAGAUCUGUUUUGUUGACGGUUAAGUCCAGGAUAGUCGAACAUUUUUGAAGUGAAACCGAAUCUUAUUCUCUGCAUUUUAUUCCUGAAAAUAUCGGCGACAAUCGGCGAGUUUUGGCCGAUUUACCGAUGAGUCUCAAACGGGCUAAAAUUGGCCGAUUUAAUCGUCUGGUCGAUAAAUCGGUGGGUCGGAGUUUUUACUCUCCAGUGUGUCUCUGUGUCCUCCUGUCUUAAAUGUUUUUAAAUCCUGAUCUGUUUGUAAAAAAUGAAAAUGUGUGAUGUGAAGCGUGUUGGUCGUUUCCUCGUCUUUGUCGUCAUCUGCAGACCGGCAGGCGUGGAGCAGAGGUGAGACUGACCCCACAGAUGGACGGUUCAGCACCUGCUCUGCACCAGCGUCAUGAAAAGUCCUAACACACACUCUGCUGUAGCUGCCAUCUUUCUGUCGCCAUGGUGAGAGGUAGAGCUCGUGGACCUUGACUCUGUUGCCAUGGUGACCUUGUAGCAAGAGGAAGCAACAGUCACCAUGGGAACGUCCAGGAUGUUCCGUGUCUUCGUGGUCCUGGGCUCCGCCUUCAUGAUCCUCCUCAUCAUCAUCUACUGGGACGAUGUCGGCGUCUCACACCUCUAUCUGCACACGCCUGUCUCACCAGGACCUAAAGUCCCUCACGUCCCCGUCCCCCCCCAGCCUCAAACCUCCAGGACCCCGUCUUUUCUGUCAGACAUUGAUGCCUUUGUGAACCAGUUUUUAGAGCCAGGGACCGGUGAGCCCACCGACCCCGUUCCCCCGGACACGAGUAACCAAUCAGACAAAGCAGAGGAGCGGUACGUACCGAGGCGCGAGUGGAAGAUCCAUCUGAGUCCAGUGGCAGCAGAACUCCGGGAGAGACAGGUACUUUUCUUUAUUUUAAAACCUCGAAACUCGAGCCAAAGACAGAGGGACAGAAGGACAGAGGGACAGAGGGACAGAGGGACAGAGGGACAGAAGGACAGAGGGACAGAGAGACAGGUACUUUUCUUUAUUUUAAAACCUCUAAACUCGAGCCAAAGAUAGAAACAAACGAGUAAAAAACAUGAAAACGACACGAUUAAAGACAGCAGGACAGAGGGACAGAAGGACAGAGGGACAGAAGGACAGAAGGACAGAUGAUAGAGGGACAGAAGGACAGAGGGACAGAGGGACGGAAGGACAGAAGGACAGAAGGACAGAGGGACAGGGACGUCAGGGUGGAGAGAAAAGGAAACAGAAACUCUCCUGACAGUCUGUGAAAGUCGUAUUUGUCCGUGUGAGCUGUUUUUAUUGGACUAGAGAUGAAAUGAAAAUUUCUCAUCAGGAUCAUUGUGACCAAAAUUAUCAAUAUUAUCACAGAUUUGUUUAAAAAGUUUAAAAAGUACUUAAACACGCCCUAAAAUCAUCAAAGUUUAAUUUAGAAAAAAUCAAAAAUAACCUGCAGAAUAAACUUUUCCUUAAACCUGAAAUAACAGAAGAAGAAGAAACUUAAAGAAUUAAAGAUGGAGCUUUAAAAGAGUCAGAGGUCAAAGAAAUAACAGAGUCAGUGGAAUAAACACGAACAUUAUAACAAAUAAAGUUAAAAUAAAAUAAAGUUCAUUAUUGUGAAAAGAAUCUUCAAAAAGAUCGACUCUUAAAAACCAGAACAACGACUUUAUGAAACAAAACAAACACCUGGAAACUCAAGUUCUUUAAAAUAACAUCAAAUAUGUAAAUAAAUCAGAUGAUCGACUUUGUUCACUACCUCAGAUUAAAGUGUUCAAAUUUCUGCAGAUUUACUUUCUUAGUUUGUGAAACGAUGUUUCGCUGACGCUGAAUAUCCUCUCGGACGGCGCGCUGGUCGCUGCGCCAUGUUUAAAGUUGUAUAUUGAGCGGCGCGCCUGUGUCUGAAGGACUGCUGCGUACGGCGUCUCUCCUCAGCACUGAGCGAGACAGGCUAAUAACGAUAAACUUUGAUGUCUUUGUCUACAGCGGGCACCAAAACAAACGUAAAAGUGCGUACUGGAGCUUUAAAAUCAAAGUUCUCUCACUCAGCAUAAAUCCAGGAUCCACUAAAGAAGGUUCGGAUGUUUUUAUGGCCCCGGUGUCACAAUACUCUGAUGCUGACAAACCCAGCUUUAGCCAGAGACCCCCACAGUGACCCCCACAGUGACCCCCACAGUGACCCCCACAGAGACCCCCACAGUGACCCCCACAGCGACCCCCACAGUGACCCCCACAGUGACCCCCACAGUGAUGAAGAAAACUCGUUGUUUGAACUUUGGAAAAAUGUGAUGAAAUGUAAACGACAUCGAUGGAUGAAACCAUUUGGAACCGGUUCUCGUUCGCGUCCCUUUGGUGGAGAGACUUUAAAAUCAGGUCCUGUGGAUUAUUUUAGAAUGAUUGGAGGUUUUUCUAAAAGCAGACGUUUCUUUCUUUCUUCUUUCUUCUUUCUUUCUUUCUUUCUUUCUUUCUUUCUUUCUUUCUUUCUUUCUUUCUUUCUUUCUUUUCUCUCUUUCUUUCUUUCUUUCUUUCUUUCUUUCUUUCUUUCUUUCUUUCUCUACAUCUGUUCUCUGUAAGUCUAAUGAAACUUUUGGUCUUUUCUCAGGAGCAGCGUCGGAAGCUGCUUCAGGAGAUGUGCAUCAAUGACAGUGUCGUCUUUCCCGGCAAAAAUCGUUCGUUUGACGACAUCCCGAACAAGGAGCUGGACCAUCUCAUCGUGGACGACAGGCACGGUAUUAUCUACUGCUACGUUCCUAAGGUACAGAAACUCAUUUUUAAUCAAAACCCAUUUUUGUUUGAUCUGAUGAACAUGUUGAAUUAUAUCUCAUGUUUCUUAAAUUAGUUUAAGAAAUAAUAAAAGGGAAAUAUUCUGCAUUUGUUGAGACUCUUGACUUCCUCUCCGGUUCCUCUUCAUUAUUUUCUUUAUUGUCUUUAUAUUUGUAUUAAACUGUCAUUAAUUCAGCCUCUGUCUGAAAUAACCCCCAACCAUGAAACAUGAUAUUCAGCUCACGGUCUGAUCAUGUGACGACGAUGUACGGCCAACGGUUCGAUUUGACGCACUUCCAUUAUUUCUGAUUUAAAAGGUGAUUUUGGUGACUUGUCUGUUUCUUUGUAUUGAUUUAAUUCAACUUCAAACUGAAAUCAUUAAUUAUAUUUGACUCUGAGUCGACAGACGCUCGACCAAAUCAAUCAGAGAUGUGGUCAAAGAAAAUCGGUUUCCUGUUUGUGAAACAGUUCGAACUUUAACUUUCACGUCUUUGAGCUGAAAGUGAAGUGCAGGAGUAUUUUGAUGUACAGUCAGAGUUAAAGAGGAAGCGGCGUGUUCUCCACAGUUUCUUUAACGGCCUUUAGUUGAAUAAUUAACAUUUGAGGUCGUCUCUCGAGUCACCACGUACGUCACCGUAGUACCUUGGACUGGGAUGGCGGGUCUCCAUGGCGUUCACCGUCCGCCUAAAGCCUGAGUCCCCCCGCCAAGCCCUCCUGAACUCGAUGGCACCCUGAGGGUGGUGGGAUUACUGAGUGGGUGGGUACGGUCUGUGCCGGUGAUGGAGUUGUUUUUAGUUCUGUGAGGUUAAGUGAGGCAGACGGAGGAUUUUAGCCGCUGUGUUUUCUAGGGACGGGGGGGGGGAUCAGAUUACCGAUUAAUCGGCUGAUUUUUUAAAUUUUUAUGAAGUUAUAAAAAAAAUAUAUCUAUACUGUAGAUAUCUACAGUAUAGAUAUAUAUAAUGUAGAUAUCCUGUAGGCUCCUGCUCUUCACGCCGACAGGAAGUCCGACUGAUCAAACUCUAGAAACGCGUUUCAACGAGGCUGGAGUGAGUCUGCGUUGGUCUGCUUCAUAUGAAGGAGGUCUUGGUUUGUUACUACAUGGAUAAACACUCUGCCGCCCCCUUCAGGUAGCAUGCAGUAACUGGAAGCGCAUCAUGAUCGUCCUCAGUGAGAGCAUGCUGCGGGAUGGCGUCCCCCAGAGAGACCCCCUGGCCAUCCCCCGGGACCUGGUCCACAACAGCAGCAUGCACUUCACCUUCAACAAGUUCUGGAAACGUUACGGCAAGUUUGCGAAGCACCUUAUGAAGGUCAGAGGAACCCACUGUGUGUGGAUUUAUGUGAGAUCAUGGUCACUGAACUUUGGAGUGAGCUCUUUGGUUUUCUAACUCAGCUGUCGUCUCGUUUGCAGGUGAAGCUAAAGAAGUACACCAAGUUCCUCUUCGUUCGGGACCCCUUCGUUCGCCUCAUCUCCGCCUACAGGAAUAAGUUUGAGAUACGUAAUGAUGACUUCUAUCGCCGCUUCGGACAGGUACUGCUGCGCCGCUACGCCAACCAGCCGACACCUCCUGCGUCUGUGGACGAGGCGUUCGGUUUGGGCAUCCAUCCGUCUUUUUCCCACUUCAUCCAGUACCUCCUGGACCCGCAGACAGAGAAGGACACGCCCUUCAACGAGCACUGGCGGCAGGUGUAUCGACUGUGCCACCCGUGCCAGAUUCAGUACGACUUUGUGGGCCAUCUGGAGACGGCAGAGGAGGAUGCCGAGCACCUGCUACGUCAGCUUCGGGUGGAUAAUGUGGUGGAGUUCCCCACCUCCCACAGGAACCUCACAGCCAGCAGCUGGGAGGCCGACUGGUUCAGCACAGUUCCUGUCGAGGCGCGGAGAGAACUGUACAAGCUGUACGAGCCGGACUUCAGGCUCUUCGGCUACAACAAACCGGACUGGAUCCUCAACGAGUGACUCUUCUACAGAGACGAUCACAACACCGCACACAGACACGCACACAGACACGCACACAGACACGCACCGAGAUUUUUAAAGUUACAGCAGAAACACCUCCAUCUGUCCUCCUGUUGUCUUUGUGUCUCAUUCAGAAGGACGCUCUGAGGAGCAGCAGGUGUUUGUAAAGUUCAGUCACAGAGAGGAGGAGAAGAAGGAGAAGAAGAAGGAGAAGAAGAAGAAGAAGGAGAAGGAGAAGAAGAAGAAGAAGAAGAAGAAGAAGAAGAAGAAGAAGCAGCAGUCAUGAGGAAACAGUAGAAGUGUUCGACACACUCUCAGUGUUUUUAGUGUUUUUAUAAAGUCCAAACAGAGUUGAGGAACUUCGUUAAACGUCAGAUUUUCUUCUUCUCUCCAGAUGAUCAAUAAGGUCUGAUCUGAGUGUCCGUUUGUCUCCACACCUGAUCUUUUCUGUUAAACCCAAAGAAGCUGUCAGUGAAGGUUGUGGAGCUGAUGGUUCCAAACAGAAGAAACUGCUGAGUCAUGUUAUCAGUAUGAGGGUCAAAAUUAUCAGUAUUUCUGAUUUGAUUGGAAAAGAUCGGAGUUCAUUUUGAUUCAGGAAGAUUAAAUUAGAGUUUUUAUUUCCUUUAAAACUGUGAAAACUGUCGGAUUAACGUGAAGCUUCACUAAAGUUUAUUUUUAAAAAUUACAGUCAGACUUUAAAACAUUUUAAGGUGGAAUUUAAAGUUCUGAUUCUUUCUCUCUGAAGUUUGGUAUAAAGAACACGUUUUCAAAAAUUCUCAGUAUUUUGUUGAUUAAAGUCAAAAUUUUAUGUUUUCAGUCGUAAUUCAGAUUUUUUGUUUUCCAGAAUUUUAUUUUGUAAAAAAAUGUUUUUUUUCCUCAGAAUUUAAAAAAGUUAUCAUCGUAAAAACCUUUUAAAAUUCUCGUUAAGUAACGUCAAUAUGGCUUCUUUCUUAUUUAACUUAAACGGAUCAUUCUUUGGUCACAAAACGUCUUUAAAAGUUAAAGUUCAGACUUUUUUAGAACCUUUGAGAUAAAAUCAGAAUUCCAAAAAUCGUUUAUUUUCAGAAUAUGAAGAAAAGCUCACUGGUUCUUCUCUGUGGCUGUAAACUUCAUGGAUUUGAAAAUAAAACCUUCGAUAUAAACUCCAAACUUUCGAACCCAGAUUUAACGAGAACGUUUAAAAAGUUCCUGCUUCAUCUGAACACUUGCUGACGUGUGUCCUCGUCUUCAGGAAGCGCAGCAGCCGUCUGUCUGCACCGCCGGGUUGUUUUUUAAGCACAAAAGUGACUCGAUUGUGUUUUAAUUUCAGCUUGAUGAGUUUUCUAACGUACAUCUUUCUAAAAGGAAACGUGACUGAAGUGUUUUUGUGUUGAAUAUUUCUGCAGCAGUUUCCUUGUACACAGUUUUCUGUAGCGGCGAGGAGGAGGAGGGUUUAGUCUGGAGGAGGAGGAUUUAAAGUUCAGGCGUUUCUUCAGGUUUGACUGAAAAUAUUAACCUGAGCAGUUUUCUGAUCACAUCGUCACAUGAGGGUGAAGGUGCGUCGUGCCUUUGGUUGAAAACUUUUACACAGUAAAGACGUAUUUUUUUAGGAGGUCUAAAUUUUGAGCACAGAGAGAGAGAGCGGUCUAAAACCACACCGAGGCGUGUUUGAUCGACUUCUUCUUCAUGUGUGGAGAGAAAACUGCAGAUUUCUCUCUCAGUUCUUGAGAAGUUUCACGUCACCGGUGGAUUUCUGUCGUUUCACAGACAGGAUCUCUGAACUCGCUGUUCCACCUUCUUCUGCGGCUCAUUAAAGAUGUUCGUUUUCACAGACUCCUGUCUCCUCUCUGCCUUCAUGACUUUGAACAAAAACACGUUUAUGUUUUUUCAUUGAAUCAAACUUUUGUCUCUGAUCGUCAAUCAUUGGUUAAAGCAAAAGAGGCCUUAUUAGACUCCUCCCCUUUUUUAUGGCGCCAUUUUACCGUGUUGACCUGAAUAUGAGAGACCGGCUGUGGGUUUUAGACGUGUUCAUGUCGAACUGGAAUAAAUAAACAACGAGCUUCAAUCACUAAUGAUGUUUUUUUGAUGACAGGAGAGGUCAGAGGUCAACUUUGUGUGUCUGUGUGUGUGUCUGUGUGUGUGUGUGUGUGUGUGGGGGGGGUGUCGGUGUUACGAUGAUGGCUGUAAAAUCACUAAAAUGCAGGUGGAGCUGAAGUUAGAGUUAGUGGAGUUUCUUCUGCCCUCUAGUGGUGGAACUGACACAGUGCAGCAUGGGUCAACACUUUAAAGAUCAUGAUGAAAAAAACAAAACUGAAGUAAAAAUACAGAAAACUCAUAAACUUUAUCAAAACAAACACAUUAACCUUUGAAACGGAGGAUCUUUUAGGACAUGAGGGUCAUUUAUGAGACAUCGAAGUCAGAGGUUCAAAAGACUGACGCCUGAAGACUACGGAGGACAAAAAGAGACAGAAUGAAAUAUAUAAAAACAUCUUUAAAUAAAUACUUUAAUAUGUCAUUAAUACAUUAAUUUAAAUAAAUAAAUGUGUCACUAAUUUGUUAAAAUACCAUGUAAUGUAAAAACAUAUAUAAUUAUUUCACAGUUUAAUUCCUUCUGUCAAACUCAGUGGGCGGGGCCUAACCCUCUCCAGAAACUCCAGCAGCUCCUUCAGUGUCGCUGUCGGCCUCUCGGUCGCCUCCCUGACCAGUUUUCUUCUCGUCUUUUUUUGGACGUCCUGUUCUUGUUGUUCCAUAUUUUCUCCACCUGAUGAUGACGGUCUUCACUGUGGUCCAUGGUUUAUUUGAUUCCUCUGAAGUUCUUCUGUAGCCUCACCUGACUGAGAUCUGUGAAUACUGAGAUCCUCUGGUUCUUUGGAAGCUCUCUGUGGACCACGGCUUGAGCUGAAGAUGUUUCUACAGAAACGUGAGGAAAAGCUCCGAGAACAGCUGAACUGUAACAGUUGAUCAGAGACUCUUUAACUGCUGACAGGUGUGUUUGAAUGUGAUUGGUUAAAUCUGAACGCAGCCACACCCCCACAGUUAUUAAAGGGUGAACACACUUCUGUAACCACA
This is a messenger RNA of Xyrichtys novacula (pearly razorfish), 11961 nucleotides long. The record is from the annotation of a GenBank genome assembly. Lineage: Eukaryota; Metazoa; Chordata; Actinopteri; Labriformes; Labridae.